This is a messenger RNA of Syngnathoides biaculeatus (alligator pipefish), 5866 nucleotides long. RefSeq names its product mitogen-activated protein kinase kinase kinase 4 (gene map3k4). The record is from RefSeq and is a predicted model, not a curated record. Lineage: Eukaryota; Metazoa; Chordata; Actinopteri; Syngnathiformes; Syngnathidae. Bases 272 to 5065 code for a protein of 1597 amino acids. The transcript has 27 exons. Gene Ontology annotation, molecular function: ATP binding; protein kinase activity. Gene Ontology annotation, biological process: protein phosphorylation; MAPK cascade.
GAGAAAGAGCGACUGAAAGUGGACCAUCCGACUCGCCGUAGCCAAGCGAUAGCCUAGCGAGCUGCGAGGCACGCCUCUAGUCAAUGAACGUUGGAAAGAUGGCGACGGCAUAUGCACAAUCGAAAGUCCACCUUGCCGGCGGUUCUAAAGUGCUUCAAAGAGAUUCUUAACCGUCUUUUGUGCAAAAACCAAACGGUGCAAAAUCCGCUCGCUGCCCCCUGGACAUGGUUUAGUCCAUGCACGGCGAAGAAUCGGACGCCGCUUUCUCGCCAUGGAGCCCCCAGAUCGCUCCAAGCCCAGCAGGCAGGGCAACCCAGUGGGAGAUGAAUCCCGGCACGACUCUCAAAUGGAGGAAUCCUGGGAUUCACCCAGUGAGGAAGAGGAGCCUCUGUAUGCUACAUCACCCCCUUGCACACCCCGUCAGAUGAAACGAAUGUCUGGCAAACAUCAGAAAAGCAGCCAGUCCAGAAGUGGUGGACGUUCUCCCUGCAAAUCGGACCUCUGCACAUCUGUCCAGAAAGAAAGCCUCAGGGCAGCAGAGACAGCCGAGGAGCACAGAUACAAUCAGGGCAAGAAGCAGAGGGCCACCCUACGCUCCACUGAGAGAGACAACAAGAAGACCUUUGAAGGCUCCUUCAUGCUGGAUCCGUUAUCCAAAUCAGGCCCCUUCGGCGCCCUCAACAUGGACCCCAGGAUGCACUACCUGAGUUUGGGCUGCGGCAGUUGCAAACUGCCCGUGUCCAUGCCCCAUAUCGCCCGCACCCACCGCCAGACUUCUCGGACAGACUGUCCCGCAGACCGUCUCAAGUUUUUUGAGACCCUGCGGCUGCUGCUCAAGCUUACGUCCAUGUCCUCCAAGCGCAAGGAGAAAGAGCAGCGAGGCCAGGAGAACAUGGCCUUCAUGGGGCACAACAAUGAAGUCAUCUGGCUGGAGCUACAGGCGUGGCAUGCACGGCGCUCCAUCAGCGACCAGGAUGUUUUCCUCUUUACAGCCCGUCAGGCCAUCCCUGACCUCAUAAAUGAGGUGCUAUAUUUCAAGGUGAACUACGACAGCCUGAGACAGGCUCCGUGUUCAGGGUCCCAAACAAUUCAUGUGGACUGCCGGACUAUUAGGUCUGAUCCAAAUCUCAACUGUAAAGAUCAAUGCAUGUCCCCUGUAGUGGAGAGCAACCACUUUGGCAUGGAUCCCUGGGGCUUUAACGCUUGCCCAACGACUUCCAUGAAUGCUGCACAGCCUGUGGGGUCAGGCGCCGACUGCAGGGAUCACCUACAGAGACAGCGACUUGCCUUUGAGCAGGUCAAGCGGGUUAUGGAACUGUUGGAGUACGUUGAAGCACUGUACCCCUCGUUACAGGCCCUGCAAAGGGACUAUGAGAAGUAUGCGGCACGAGACUUCCAGGGCAGAGUGCAGGCGCUCUGUUUGUGGCUCAACAUCACCCAGGACCUCAAUCAGAAGCUGCGCGUCAUGGCCACAGUCUUGGGCCUCCGGGAUCUGUCUCGCAUUGGCUGGCCAGUUUUUGAAAUACCGUCCCCCCGCUGCUCUCGUGGCAACGAGGAAGAUGACAACGAGGAGGACGAGGAGAACGACUCCAGUGCCACUUUCACAUCGGAAAGAGUCGGGGAGGACGGGGACGCUGAGGAGGAGCAAGAGCAGGAGGAGGAGGGGACAGUGGGUUGUAUCUUAGCGGAGGGAAAACUAUCUCCUACCCUGGCUCCCAAAUUUUCCCAGUUGUUGUUAGAGGAAGAGUUUCUUCCUACGGUAGGAUCGGGGAGUCCAGAGCCAGCAGGAGAAGGAGGCAUGUUCUGUCCCACAGCCAUUUACAGGCCCUUUGUGGAUAAAGCACUGAAGCAGAUGGGACUGCGUAAACUUAUCCUGAGACUGCACAAACUGAUGGACCGCUCUCUCCAAAGGUCGCGGGCAGCCCUGCUGCGCCACACGCCUGCACUGGAGUUUGCUGACUUUCCGGACCCCAUGCUGUACAACGACUACCUGCCAGAGCUGUCCCGGAACGGCUCCUGCAGCGGUUCGGCUGACCCAGAACUUGGAGCGGACCAGGUGUCCUGGGAGGAUCUAAUGGACAUGGACCUCCCCUCCUUCCGACCAGCAUUCCUUGUGCUCUGCAGAGUCCUCCUCAACGUCAUCCAUGAGUGCCUAAAGUUGCGACUGGAGCAGAGGCCUGCUGGAGAACCUUCUUUACUCAGUAUCCAUCAGUUGGUGCGUGAGUGUAAGGAAGUUCUCAAAGGGGGUCUCCUCAUGAAGCAGUAUUAUCAGUUCAUGCUACGCGGUGUGGUCACUGAUGCUCAGGGCCUGCAGACCAACACUAAUAUUGAUGAGUUUGAAGAGGACCUGCACAAGAUGCUUGUGGUUUACUUUGACUACAUGCACAGUUGGAUCCAGAUGUUACAGCAGCUGCCUCAGGCCUCUCACAGUCUAAAGAACCUACUGGAGAAGGAGUGGCACUUCACCAAAGAUAUCACCCCCUACAUCCGCGGAGGAGAGGCCCAGUCUGGAAAGCUUUUCUGUGACAUCGCUGGGAUGCUGCUCAAAUCCACUGGGGAGUUCCUUGACGCCGGCCUGCAGAAGAGUGGCAAUGAGUUCUGGGAAAAUGCAGAUGACAGCACGGCCUCAGAUGAGAUCAGGCGGUCAGUGAUCGAGACCAGUCGAUCACUAAAAGAGCUGUUUCAUGAAGCCAGAGAACGAGCGUCCAAAGCUUUGGGCUUUGCCAAAAUGCUCCGCAAGGACUUGGAGGUUGCCGCAGAUUUCACCAUCACGAAUGGAAUGGAGUCUCUUUUAGAAGCUCUGAAGAAGAGAAACUAUGUAAAGGUCCAGAUUCCUGGCCUGGAGGAGCUGCAGGUGUUCGUUCCAUAUGGCUUGUUGGCUCAGCGGCCGCUCAUCAUGCAGCUGCUCAGUGCCGCUGCGGGAAAAGACUGCUCCAAAGAGCCCGAUGAAAUGGCGGAGGAUGAGGCCUUCCUGCUCAUGAGCAAACACUGUACCACAGACUUGACUGAUUCGGAAUGGGCCCAGUGGGACGGAGAGCUGGUCAAACUGGUUCCCACCAUGGAGAUUGUUGAUACUCUGAGGGCCAUGAAGGUGGAGAACAUGCUCAUGAUCGUGAUGCAGUCGGCUCACCUGGUGGCUCAGCGGAAAGCCGUCCAGCAGUCCAUGGAGGAUGUGCUCACUCUGAGCCGCGAGCAAACAUCCAGUCAGCCUCUUAUCGCCAGUGCUCUGGAGGAGCUCAAGGAUGAAGCCCUACAGCUCUGCAUUAGGAUCAGCUCAGCCAUUGACCGAGUGGAGUACAUGUUCACGUCAGAGUUUGAGGCUGAGGUGGAUGAGUCCGAGUCGUCAACUCUUCAGCAGUACUACCGAGAGGCAAUGAUCCAAGGUUACAACUUUGCUUUUGAGUACCACAAGGAAGUGGUGCGCCUCAUGUCUGGGGAGUACAGGCAGAGGAUUGGCGAGCGCUACAUAGCAUUUGCUCGGAAGUGGAUGACGUAUGUCCUGACUAAGUGCGAGAGUGGCCGGGGCACAAAGCCCAGAUGGGCAACUCAAGGCUUUGACUUUCUUCAAGCUAUUGAACCUGCCUUCAUAUCAGCGUUGCCAGAGGAUGACUUCCUGAAUUUACAAGCACUGAUGAACGAAUGCAUCGGACACGUGAUCGGCAAACCGCAUAGCCCCGUCACUGGCCUGUACAUCGCACCCAGAAAUAACCCUCGGCCUGUUAAAGUCCCUCGGUGUCACAGUGACCCGCCAAAUCCAAAUCUUUUCAUCCCCAAUGCUGAAGGGUUCAGCUCUCGAAGUCUCCCCUGCGACCUCCGGAAUCAGCUUUUCCCCAACGGCCCUCGGCCCGUCCCACAGGGCCCAGGGGAACAUGGACACACCAAAGCGCCCAGCGGCACCCCCAAUGACGUCAGGGGAUCCAGUUUCCAUGAGAAUGACCGCCUGUCGUCCGUCGCAGCAGAGUUGCAAUUCAAGUCCCUGAGCCGCCAUUCGAGCCCCACAGAGGACCGGGAAGAACCUUCUUAUCCAAAGGGUGAUUCCAAUAAUGCAACACGCAGGAGCUGGGAGCUCCGCACGUUCAUCAGCCAAUCAAAAGACUCAGCGGCCCGGCAGAGCCCGUUGGAAGCCGUCCGUCGUUCCAUCCGUAAGUUUGAGGACAAACGCUAUGCCGUGAUGCGGCAGCGCAACAUCAUCGGCCAAGUAUGUCACACGCCCAAGUCUUACGACAACGUGAUGCACGUCGGCCUCAGGAAGGUCACCUUCAAGUGGCAGAGGGGAAACAAGAUUGGUGAGGGCCAGUAUGGAAAAGUGUACACCUGCAUCAAUGUGGACACUGGAGAACUCAUGGCCAUGAAAGAGAUCAGAUUCCAGCCAAACGAUCACAAAACGAUCAAAGAAACGGCAGACGAGCUAAAAAUCUUUGAAGGCAUCAAGCACCCAAACCUGGUCCGUUACUUUGGAGUGGAGCUCCACAGGGAGGAGAUGUACAUCUUCAUGGAGUACUGCGAUGAGGGAACGCUGGAGGAAGUGUCCAGACUGGGCCUGCAGGAACACGUCAUCAGGCUGUACAGUAAACAGAUCACCACUGCAAUUAACGUCCUCCAUGAACACGGCAUUGUACACAGAGACAUCAAGGGAGCCAAUAUUUUUCUAACAUCUUCUGGCCUCAUCAAACUGGGCGACUUUGGAUGUUCCGUCAAAUUACGGAACAACACUCACACUAUGCCGGGUGAGGUCAACAGCACCCUUGGGACGGCCGCAUACAUGGCACCUGAGGUCAUCACCAGAGCAAAAGGGGAAGGUCAUGGCAGAGCAGCAGACAUCUGGAGUUUAGGCUGUGUCCUCAUUGAGAUGGUCACAGGAAAGAGACCGUGGCAUGAGUACGAGCACAACUUUCAGAUCAUGUACAAAGUGGGCAUGGGCCACAAGCCCCCCAUCCCCGAGAAGCUGAGCACAGAGGGCAAGGACUUCCUGGGCCACUGUCUUGAGAGCGAACCCAAACGACGCUUGACGGCGAGCAUGCUGCUCGACCACCCCUUUGUCAAGGUUUGUACAGAUGAAGAGUGAACACUCGUAACUUUUGGACUUUCUCAGCAUGCACGCAGUUGACAACACAAAUGUGGACAAUUUGGCUGAAGGCACAUCCAUUUAAACUGAGGAACCAACAGUAACUCCACGUAGAGGACAAGUAGACCUUUGUCUUUUUGAUUUUAAGUGUAUAUUAUGUAUGAAUAGCAUCUGCGUUCUCUCUUGUAUAAACAAUAUUGUAAAGUUGAAAUUAUCGUUCUCAUUGGUGAAGAAGCCUCAGAAAAGGCAAUGAGAAUUUUUAUUUUAUUUUUUUUAGCAAAAUGGGGUAGGGUUUGGAUGGUGUGGGGGUAGAAACCUUAUGGCACUUUUAAACUGUUUACCCAAGGGGGCAGCUAGUUGAGGAAAGAAUCUCAUUUCAGUUGACCUUUGAGGGGCUGGGAAGGGGGGGGGUGCAUUUAAUAGAAGGAACUGCAGUUUUUAUGACAUGGACACCAUCCACAUAUUCAUAUUAUUUAUCACUUGCUAAGCGUGAGCAAUGAGGAUUAUUAUUUGAUUUUGCUGAGUAGAUGUCAAAGUUGUUGGCGAAAAGCUGGCGUAUGACCCCAUUCCAGCCCAGGUGAAGAGAAAUUUGGUCUGCCCCCACUCUGCUGCUCUUAGUGCUUUGUACAAACAAUAUUAAUAAACAAUCUUUUUUUAAAGAGGCUUGUGUAUCAUUUUCAGUACAAGGGCUCCUAAUACUGUGCCUGUCCGUUGGUUCUUUUACGUGCUGUGGUUUCUUAGCACUUCUUUUGACCAAAUUCUGUCAAUGACUUUUUGUCAAUUUUAAAAUAUCACCUCAGC